This is a messenger RNA of Macrosteles quadrilineatus (aster leafhopper), 663 nucleotides long. RefSeq lists its product as uncharacterized. Bases 69 to 398 code for a protein of 109 amino acids. The record is from RefSeq and is a predicted model, not a curated record. NCBI's taxonomy places the organism in Eukaryota, Metazoa, Arthropoda, Insecta, Hemiptera, Cicadellidae. The transcript has 2 exons.
UCGUUAUUUGUUCUGAUAGCGUAUGUAGCAUGUAGUGAUAUCGUUGACGCCUGUGGCCAAAAGAAACCAUGGCUCACUUAAAACUCCCCAUUUUAACGGUCCUUUUGCUUUUGGUGGGGACGAGCCUAGCAGGCCCGGCCGCCGAGGCGGUUCCGGAGCCGCUGCCUGAGGCUGCUGCAGAGCCUGAACCUCAGGUGGCCAUGCUGCGUCUCAACCUUCUAGACAACCUCCUGUACUCCAUCCUCACCCCACUACUGCCCCUCGUCUGUGAGCUGGUCCAGCUCCUCAACGGACUCACGACAUUCCUGCUCCACGCCCUCGUCCUGCUGCUGCUCGACUACCUGGGCCUGGGUCCCAUCGACCACGACACCAUCUUCAACCUGUUGCCGCUUGUAUAGAUCCACCAGACAUAAGAAAGCAAAAACCUAUCGUCACCCGAGACUACACACAAAGUGAGAGUCGGACAAUUAGCAAAAUGCCGUUCAAAACAAGCUCGCACAAAAAGACUACGGACUGUCUUGUAUCAUAGUUUUAGAAGGUAUUGAAUUUAAGGGAUGACGUUCGAAAUAUUUAUAAAUAGAUUGAAACACUGGAAAAGUAUGUACUUUAAAGUAUGUUUUGUAAUAAAUUUUAAAAACUCUCGUAAUUUAGUUCCUAAUGAAA